AUGAUGGUCGAUAACGAAGAAAUAAACUCUCUUUCAAUUGAAAAUAUAUUGGAGAGAAUAAACAAGAGUUCAAAUAUAAAUGAAGCAAAAUCUUUAUGUUUAUUUGCAUCUUCAUUAUUCGACAAUAAUCAAUAUUUAUUGAUUCAGAGAUACCUCAUAUCAAUAAAGGAAAGAGAUUUUGAUAUUUCAAUACAGUUAUUUUGGAGGUUGUUUAAUAAUAAUUCUUUUAAAGAAUAUAUAGUUUUAGUUGUUUUAAAAUUUUUAGAAAAGGAAAUUGAAGAUUUAGAGUAUUAUGAUUUCAUAAAAAAAAAUUAUAGAGAUCAAUUUCAAAAAAUUUUCAUAGACAGUGAUGAUAAUAGUACAAAUAAUAGUAGUAGUAGUAGUAAUGAAAAUAAAAAAAAUAAAAGAUCAUAUUUAAAACUAAAUACAAUUUUAAAUAAAUUAACAAAAUCAUUAAAUCAUCUAUCAUUUUAUAUCUCUGAAAUUGAUAAUUUAAAUAAAUUUUUUAAUCCAAUCACUUUUUUAUUAAAUAAUAAUAAUAAUAAUAAUAAUAAUAAUAAUAAUAAUAAUAAUAAUAAUAAUAAUAAAAACAAUAGCAAUAAUAAUAAUAAAAAUAAUAAUAAUAAUAAUGAUGAUAGUAAUAAUAAUAAUAAUAAUAAUUUUUUAAAGAUAUUAGAAUUAAUUCAAAAAUCAUGUCAAUAUUUAAAUGAAAAUGAAAAUUAUGAAUAUUCUAUUUUACUUUAUUUAUUGAUAAAAGGAAAAUUUGAAAAUAAAAUUAGAACAUUUAUAAAGAGUUCCAAAAAAGAAGAUCAAGAUAUAAAGUCAAAGAUUAAAAGGUUUUGGUUUAAUGGUAUUCAAAGUUUAAAUCAAUAUAAAAAUAAAUAUUCAAGUAAAAUAGAAAUUGAACCACCUUUACCAAUGAAAUCAUAUUUUGAUGAAGAUGACUAUGACCAAAAGCAACAACAACAACAACAACAACAACAACAACAACAAGAACAAAAAGGGUCAAAAGAGGAUGAAGAAGAUAUUGAAAAACAGAAGAAAAGUUUAACAAGUGAAAUUGAAUUAUUUUUAUUACCAAUUAAUAGAUUUUGUUUACCAAUCAUUUUUCAUAUUGAAAAUGAAGAAUUUGAACAAUUAGAUAUUAAAGGAAAUAGUGGUAGUGGUAGUGAUAGUAGUAGUAGUAUUAGUAAAUUAGAGAUUGUAGAUCAAUGUUGGAAAUAUUAUAUUUGCAAAGGUGAUGAUAUUACAGAUGAAUCGAUUUUAGAAAUUCAAAAAUUCCUUCAACAAUUUGCAGACUCUGGUAAACAUUUAAAAAGACAUCAAAAUAAUUCAAUAUUAAAUUUUACAAUUAAUUUAUUAUCAAAUCCAGAGAAAGCAAGAAACGAUUACUUUGAUCGUAAUUCAGAAGGUAAUGGGGGUGAUGAAAAUGAUGAAAACUCUCAAGAAAGUAAUGACUCUUAUGAAUUUGAAAUUCAUUUAGGUAUUUAUCUAUUAUCAUCACUUUUGUAUAUUAGUAGUUGGAGAUAUUUUAAAUUUUUAGUUACAGGUUCUUCAAAUAUUGAAAAACAAAAUAUUCAAACUAUUGGUACUUUAAAGAAAAAUCAAAUAUUAUUAUUUGAUGCUAAUUUUAAUAGUAAUAGUAAUAGUAGUAGUGGUAGUAAUGGUAUCAUCAAUAAUAAUAGUAAUAGUAAUCAACAAUCUUAUCAUAAUAAUAAUAAUAAUAAUAAUAAUAAUAAUAAUAAUAAUAAUAAUAAUAAUAAUAAUAAUAAUAAUAAUAAUAAUAAUAAUAAUAAUAAUAAUAAUAAUAAUAAUAAUAAUAAUAAUCAAGGUCAACAACCAAAUUUAUCAAUGAUUACUCAUCAAGUUUUAUAUUAUUCAAAUGUUGAUGAUGAAUCAUCAUUUGAUGAUGAAUUCCCAAAGAUUGUAUUUACAAAACAACAAACUGAAGCAAUUAAACAUUUAACUCUUUGUAUGGAAUGUUUUAAUGAUUUAAAUCAAGAACCUUGGAUAAAUGAUUUUAAGAGAAUUUUAUCAACAACUUGGAAUAAUUCUAAAUUUUAUUGGCUAUAUAAUAGUUUAGCUGAUUCUCAUUAUUAUUAUAAAUUAGAUGGUGCUAAUACAUUAAUACCAAUUGGUGAUAGUAAAAAAAGAUUAUUUAAUCCAAAUGAUGAAUUAUGGUUUAAUAGAUUAUUAUUAAAUAUUGGUAUGACUAAUCAUUCAGAGAUUGAAGAUUCAAUCAUUUGUUUAUUAGAGAUUUUAAUUUCAAUUUCAAUUCCACCACCACCAUCAUCAUCUUCUUCUUCUUUUUCUUCUUCAAAUUCAUCAUUAAAUAAUGAUUUAUUUAAUCAACAAUUAGUACCUUCUAAACAUACUUUUAAAACAAUUAAACCAUAUUUAACAGUUUUUAGUGAAGAAGAAAUAUUAUUUUGGUGUAUAGAUACUUUGGCAACUUGUUAUGAAAGAUUAGGUAUGGUUGGUGAAAUCACUGUUCUCUAUCAAGCUUAUUGGAAUUAUUAUAAAUCUAGAUUCUAUCAAAUUAUUAAUGAAAUUAAAGGUACUCCAAAUCAAAAUCCAAACUUAAUACCUCUAUCAAAUUUAGUUAAAAAAGAUUUACAAAUUGGUUAUUUCUUUCCAAGAUUUUUUGAUUAUAUAAUUAAUAUUGAAAUGUUGGAAGAAUUUUGUUUUAUUUUAAAUAAAGGAUUUAAACUUGAUAUUUUACAAAGAAAUCAAACAGUUUCAAGUAAUAGAGAAAUGAUUGAUAUAAUAAAGAGACAUAUUACCAUCACAACUAGUAAUAAUAAUUUAACAAUACCAAUUUUAUUAAAACAAUUUUUCAAUGAAGAAUUAGAUCAUUUCCUUAUAAAAAAAGAAAAUAGAGAAAAACAAUACUCAAGCUCAAAUACUGCUAAUAAUAGUGGUGUUAAUAACUCUCCAAUUCAUAAUCAAAAUACUGAUGUCGAAAUGAAUGAAUAA
Dictyostelium discoideum AX4 is the source of this 2976-nucleotide messenger RNA. RefSeq lists its product as hypothetical. NCBI's taxonomy places the organism in Eukaryota, Evosea, Eumycetozoa, Dictyosteliales, Dictyosteliaceae. Gene Ontology annotation, cellular component: nucleus. The coding region runs from base 1 to 2976 and encodes 991 amino acids. The transcript is spliced from 6 exons. The record is from RefSeq and is a predicted model, not a curated record.